UUUUUUUAUAACAGUUUUUUUUGUUAAAAAAUAAAACAGAGAAAUAUAAUGGCAUUUGAAUCUCGUGGAGGUCGUGGAGCUGCUCGUGGUGGACGUGGAGGCAAUCGUGGUGGAUUUGGUGGUGAUCGUGGUGGCCGUGGUGGCCGUGGCGGCUUUAGAGGUGGCCGUGGAGGUUCUAGAGGUGGCGCUCGUGGCGGUGCCCGUGGUGGUGCUAGAGGUGGUGCUCGUGGUGGUAGAGGAGGCGCUAGAGGCGGCCGUGGAGGUGCCAAGGGAGGUGCCAAGGUUAUCAUUGAACCUCAUAGACAUGCAGGCAUCUUUGUUGCCCGUGGUAAGGAAGAUCUUUUGGUAACUAAGAAUUUAGUUCCUGGUGAAGCUGUCUAUGGUGAGAAACGUAUUUCUGUAGAUGGUCCUGAAGGAACAAAGAUUGAAUAUCGUGUUUGGAAUCCUUUCAGAUCUAAAUUGGCUGCUGCAGUAUUGGGUGGUGUAGAUCAUAUUCAUAUUGCACCUGGUAAAAAGGUCCUUUAUCUUGGUGCUGCUUCUGGUACCUCAGUUUCUCAUGUAGCCGAUGUCGUUGGUCCUGAAGGUGCUGUCUAUGCUGUUGAAUUCUCUCAUCGUCCUGGUCGUGACUUGAUUAACAUGGCCAAGAAGCGUACUAAUGUUGUCCCUAUCAUUGAAGAUGCUCGUCAUCCUCAAAAAUAUCGUAUGUUGGUUCCCAUGGUAGAUGUUAUUUUUGCUGAUGUUGCUCAACCUGAUCAAGCACGUAUUAUUGCUUUAAAUGCUCAUCAUUUCCUUAAGAAUGAAGGACAUAUUGUUAUUUCUAUCAAGGCUUCUUGUAUUGACUCAACUGUUGAUGCAGCUACUGUCUUUGCUCGUGAAGUCAAGAAGCUUCAAGAAGAAAGAAUUAAGCCACAAGAACAACUUACUCUUGAACCCUAUGAAAGAGAUCAUGCUGUAGUUGUAGGAAAAUAUGUGAGACAUCAAUAAUAGAUUUGUAGCAGCAGAAAACCUUUUUCCCUUUUCUUUUUAAUUUUUUUUUUUUUAUAUUCAUAUAUCAUAUAUCGCUUUUCUUUCUAUUGUAAAUAAAUAAUCUAGUAUUGCACAAUAAAUCUUGUAUAUUAUUGUCAAGCAAUCAUAUUCUCUUGGAACACAUGUUGAAUAAAUUAAAAUAAAUGGUAAUGAAUAAAAGUAAAUUAAAUGUUGAAAA
Molecule: messenger RNA, 1204 nt
Organism: Cokeromyces recurvatus
Lineage: Eukaryota; Fungi; Mucoromycota; Mucoromycetes; Mucorales; Mucoraceae
Product: Fibrillarin-domain-containing protein
Exons: 2
Coding region: 49-984 (311 amino acids)
Biological process (GO): rRNA methylation; box C/D sno(s)RNA 3'-end processing
Cellular component (GO): nucleolus; box C/D methylation guide snoRNP complex; small-subunit processome
Molecular function (GO): rRNA methyltransferase activity; RNA binding; histone H2AQ104 methyltransferase activity
Source: RefSeq, a predicted model, not a curated record